GGGAUGUGAGGGGCGGUGGGAUCCCGGCUCCUGGCGGCAGUGGCUGUGAGCUGUAGCGACUGCGCCGAGGGAAAGGCGAGCGAGGCCAUCGGGCUCCGUGGUCAGCUGGUCCUGUCGGCCACGGGAUGAGGAAGCGGACUGAGCCCGUCACCUUGGAGCAUGAGCGCUGCGCCGCUUCGGGUUCGUCCUCCUCCGGCUCGGCCGCCGCGGCGCUGGACGCCGAUUGCCGCCUGAAGCAAAACCUGCGCCUGGCGGGCAAGGGGUCGGCUGAGCCGCGGUGCGCGGCGGACCCGGGCAUGAAGCGGACACUGGGCAGGCGAAAGGGCCUGUGGUUCCGACUGAGGAAGAUACUUCUCUGUGUUUUGGGGUUCUACAUUGCCAUUCCAUUUCUCGUCAAACUAUGUCCUGGGAUACAGGCCAAACUGAUUUUCUUGAAUUUUGUGAGGGUUCCUUAUUUUAUUGACUUGAAAAAACCACAGGAUCAAGGUUUGAAUCAUACCUGCAAUUACUACCUCCAGCCAGAAGAUGUGACCAUUGGAGUCUGGCACACCAUCCCUGCUGUCUGGUGGAAGAAUGCCCAAGGGAAGGACCAGAUGUGGUUUGAGGAUGCCUUGGCUUCCAGCCACCCCAUCAUUCUGUAUCUGCAUGGGAAUGCAGGUACCAGAGGAGGUGACCACCGGGUGGAGCUCUACAAGGUGCUGAGUUCCCUUGGUUACCACGUGGUCACCUUUGACUAUAGAGGGUGGGGUGACUCAGUAGGAACGCCAUCUGAGCGGGGCAUGACGUAUGACGCACUCCAUGUUUUUGACUGGAUCAAAGCAAGAAGUGGUGACAACCCUGUGUACAUUUGGGGCCAUUCCCUGGGCACUGGAGUGGCAACAAAUCUGGUGCGGCGCCUCUGUGAACGAGAAACACCUCCUGAUGCUCUUAUAUUGGAAUCUCCAUUCACUAAUAUCCGUGAAGAAGCAAAGAGCCAUCCAUUUUCAGUGAUAUAUCGAUACUUCCCUGGGUUUGACUGGUUCUUCCUUGAUCCCAUUACAAGCAGUGGAAUUAAAUUUGCAAAUGAUGAAAAUGUGAAGCACAUCUCUUGUCCCCUGCUCAUCCUGCAUGCUGAAGACGACCCAGUUGUGCCCUUCCAGCUUGGCAGAAAGCUUUACAACAUUGCUGCACCAUCUCGAAGUUUCCGAGACUUCAAAGUUCAGUUUAUCCCGUUUCACUCAGACCUUGGCUAUAGGCACAAGUACAUCUACAAGAGCCCUGAGCUUCCACGAAUACUCAGGGAAUUCCUAGGGAAGUCAGAACCCGAGCGCCAGCACUGAAACUGUCUAGCAAAGGAGCAUGAAGGCCUGCCCUCCUCCCCUUUUCUUCUGGACAGCAACCUGACACCUUGGAGCCCCUGCAGUGCCCACACCUGCAGAGCCCAGGAGCCCAGUGCACCUGGAGAGGACUUGGAUGCAGCGGGCAUGGAAGGAGGCCCUGUACAUCCAUGGUGCAGUGCAAUGCAAGUGACUGGGAACCCGGAUCUGUGUGGAAAUAUGGCUGCCGGGCAUGCGACCCCCUGUCCCUCUAGCUGCCACUCUACCUGAGCUCUUGUUGGGAAGAUUUCGUGACAGCAGUGGUGUCACCUGGUUGAUCCCAUACUUCCUGAGCUGGGCAUGAAAAGCCUAGAAGAGGGCAUAGGGGCUCUAGACUGCUCUGGGCUUUCUGACAACCCUUGGAGAAUGUGGGGAGGCUGUUCUUUUCUGCAGAAUGGACUCUAAUGGUUCCACCAUCCUCUUUGGCCCAUGUACCCGCUUGCCUUCCUUGGCUAUCCCUGCCUCUACUGAGUGCCUGUUCACCUUCAGCAGGGGGGCAUCCAGAUCUGCACUUCCUCCCAUUCUGUCUGCCUAACCUGGCCGUAGACUGAGCAUUUAUUUAAGAAUAAAAUCGUGGUGGUGGUCUGUUUUGUUGAUUCCUCUAUAAGCAAAGGUCAGUGUUGCCUUCUGCUGGACCACUUUCCCAUCCCCUAUCACAGCUAAAGUCCUGGCACCCUUGAUCCCAAAGGGACUGGGAAU
This is a messenger RNA of Castor canadensis (American beaver), 2054 nucleotides long. RefSeq names its product abhydrolase domain containing 12, lysophospholipase (gene Abhd12). NCBI's taxonomy places the organism in Eukaryota, Metazoa, Chordata, Mammalia, Rodentia, Castoridae. Gene Ontology annotation, molecular function: phosphatidylcholine lysophospholipase A1 activity; monoacylglycerol lipase activity. Gene Ontology annotation, cellular component: endoplasmic reticulum membrane. Gene Ontology annotation, biological process: monoacylglycerol catabolic process; phosphatidylserine catabolic process. The record is from RefSeq and is a predicted model, not a curated record.